AGAAAAUAGUCUAUGUGGUUACGCCAAAAAGAAAGACAUAAAAAUUCAUCGGCCAAAACUUUUGAACCGCACUCACUCAGAUAUUUUCUUCUCACCAACCCCCCACAAAUUCACCCUAUUCUCAGCUUCAUCUGGUAAUUGUUCCAAAACCUCAGCCUCAUUCAUCAUGUCAGUAGAUGGUGGCAAUGAAUUGUUGGAUUCUAAAAUGUCUUCUUAUGAAGAGGCAAUGAAUGCUCUCUCUUCUUUGAUCACUACCCGAUCUAGAGCUGAUAAAAGUAAUAGUGGAGAUCGAUUUGAUUUGCUUUUCAAUUAUAUUAAGAUACUGGAGUUGGAAGAGCCGAUUUCCAAACUAAAGGUUAUUCAUGUCGCAGGCACCAAAGGAAAGGGUUCGACAUGUGCUUUUGCCGAAUCUAUAUUGCGCAAUUGUGGCUUCCAAACCGGGCUUUUCACGUCUCCUCACCUAAUUGAUGUUCGGGAAAGGUUUUUAUUAGACGGUGCUCAAAUAUGUCAAGAGAAGUUUAUGGCAUACUUCUGGUGGUGUUAUGAUAAGCUGAAGGAAAAAACCACUGAUGAAACACCAAUGCCUACAUUUUUCCGCUUCUUAGCUUUGCUUGCGUUCAAGAUAUUUUCUGCAGAGCAGGUUGAUGUAGCUAUCAUGGAGGUUGGACUGGGAGGAAAGUUUGAUGCAACUAAUGUGGUUCAGGCACCAAUAGUUUGCGGGAUAUCCUCCCUUGGGUACGAUCACAUGGAAAUUCUUGGGAAUACUCUUGGACAAAUCGCUGGAGAAAAAGCUGGCAUUUUCAAGGUUUGUCGAAUGUUUUUCUGUUUCCGAAAUCAUAAAUAUUUCUUUAUCCCUUUUGGAAUGCCUGAGUUCGAAGGAGAAAGAAUGCCUCUUUUGGGCGUUAUGGAGUACUCACGCCUUUUUGGUAAUAACUUAAAACUUAUGUUGCAGGAAGGUAUUCCGGCUUUUACAGUUCCACAGCCUGAGGAAGCAAUGACAGUGCUCGAAAAUAAUGCCUCGAAAUUGAAUGUUAAUCUUCAAGUAGCAGCAGCAUUGGACCCCAACAUGAUAAACGGCUUGCGUCUUGGACUUGAUGGCGAGCAUCAAUUUGUAAAUGCUGGUUUAGCCGUGUCGUUGUGCUCCACUUGGCUUCAACGGACUGGACAUGUCGAAAUUCCUCAUCACAUAAACUCGACCUCCUUGCCUGAACAAUUUAUUAAAGGGCUGACAAGUGCUAGUCUACAAGGAAGAGCACAAAUUGUCCCGGAUCAAUAUAUCAGCGCUGAAAAUCCCAGAGAUUUAGUGUUUUAUCUAGACGGAGCACAUAGUCCUGAAAGCAUGGAAGUUUGUGGCAAGUGGUUUUCGAAUGUCGUCAAAGAGGAUGAGCAGCUAGGUAACUAUGCAGAGCAUCCACCUAAUACAUCUACUUUUGAAACGAGACGUGGUUUACAUGAUUCUGCUACGAGAAGCUGCUCCACUCAGAUAUUGCUUUUCAAUUGCAUGUCUGUACGAGAUCCCCAUUUGCUGCUUCCUCGCUUGAUAAAAGCCUGCGCAAGUCACGGGGUGCAAUUCAAACAGGCUAUUUUCGUUCCGAAUAUAUCAGUGUAUAACAAGGUCAUCACUGAUGUGCCACAAUCAACGACACAAGUCGAUUUGUCAUGGCAGUUGACUCUCCAGAGAGUAUGGGAAAGUCUGAUUAACACGGACAAAGGUGGAUAUGCCAAGGAUUUCAACAUUAGUUGUGAGGAAGAGCGGGAUGAAUCAGAGAUGGGUAUUAUUAGUUGUACAAACAGCAAAGUCUUUUCUACACUUCCCUUGGCUAUAAAUUGGAUUAGAGACUAUGCUCGGCAAAAUCAGUCUGUGCGUGUUCAGGUCCUUGUAACGGGGUCACUACAUUUGAUCGGGGAUGUUUUGAGACUGAUACGAAAAUGAAAAACAGAUGAACGUUGAUGAUGCUUAGCAGAUUAUCAGUUGGAUCAAGGUCUCCCUUUAGGGCAUGAUAACCGGCUUUAAGAAGCCAUACCGAAACUUCUUACACCUUCAAGAUCAGGCCUUAUUUUACGCUCUGGUCGUUCUUCGUAAACUCAGGCACUUGAUUUUAGCUAGUAACAAGAAAAUACUUCACCCUGAUCGUUAUAGAAAGUGGAUUAAUUCAGGUAAGAAAGAAAAACCGAAAGGCAUGAAUAAACAAUUUUCGAGUUAUCUUCCAUUGUCAAUGCUUUUGCUUUUAAUUCUGGUGUUGUAAACAUUCACUCAAAGUCGAGUUAGAUCCAAAUGAAAUAUCCAUUACGCGAAUUCUUAUAA
This is a messenger RNA of Amaranthus tricolor (Joseph's coat), 2305 nucleotides long. RefSeq names its product folylpolyglutamate synthase-like. NCBI's taxonomy places the organism in Eukaryota, Viridiplantae, Streptophyta, Magnoliopsida, Caryophyllales, Amaranthaceae. Gene Ontology annotation, biological process: tetrahydrofolylpolyglutamate biosynthetic process. Bases 167 to 1933 code for a protein of 588 amino acids. Gene Ontology annotation, molecular function: ATP binding; tetrahydrofolylpolyglutamate synthase activity. Gene Ontology annotation, cellular component: cytosol; cytoplasm; mitochondrion. The transcript has 15 exons. The record is from RefSeq and is a predicted model, not a curated record.